UUUUAAAAGGUCAUAGGGUGUCCUUUAUUCAUCUUCGGCGAUUAGGUACCACCUGAUACUGUUAAUGGGCUCAUUCUAACUGGCCCAAUAGAAAAUCAUUAUUCAUGCGACUACCAAAAUCUUUUCAAAUUAGAUCAGCCGGGAGAAAGAGAGAGAGCAGUGAAAGCAGUCGGUUAACUUAUGGAGCACAAUGAAGCAGUGGAUGGACUACUGAAUCUGUUCUCCAAAGCAAAUCGAGACCUUUCAGCAGUCCACAACAAGCUCCACAAGGAAUUCAACCAAGUCUACCCCGAUCAUGCAAACCCAAUGAAGCUGGUCUCGAGGUUGAAAAAGAUAGAAGAAGAAAUGUCGUCGUUGAAGGACCAAUGUCGCGAACUUCUUGCUGCAAAACAGGAUCUCAUCGAUAAAGCAAGAACACUCUUGGUUGGAAACAGGACACAGCUGCAGAGAUUGCAAUCGUCGGCUGGUGUUCCUGUCACGAGUGAUGCUGAUGAUCCUGCUUAUGUCAGCUUUAAUCAGGUUAUUGAUGAGUGGGGAAUGCAAGUCAAAUCUAAGACAGAAAAUGAAUUGGAGUCGGAUUCCAAUGAUAUAAACCAGUUGUUGUUCUCGGCUAUUGUCCAAAGCAACUGAACUCAAUGGUAGACAUGUUUUUGGAGUAUCACCAUCGAGGACUGACAAAACGUGUUUACUAGUUGUGAAAUGUCAAUAGCGUAAUUUGGGACGCACUAUGGAUUCUGCGAAUAUGUUUUAGAAAUUAUGUAUUAGGGAUUCUCAGUUGAGGUUGUGUUCCGUACUGCUGUGUAUUCUAUGUACAUUUAUUCUUUUGUUAGCCUGUGUGUGUGUGCUGAGUAAACGAGCGUAUCACGUUUGUAAACCUCGAGUAAAACCUUAAUUAUACUGUGUGACAAGUGACAACGGAUUUAGGUGUUUGCCAAGUACUCUCUAGUUUGGCAUUCCCAUACACCAAACAGAGAAGGAAAAACAAGAACCAUUCUAUCCCAAAGG
Molecule: messenger RNA, 1005 nt
Organism: Striga asiatica
Lineage: Eukaryota; Viridiplantae; Streptophyta; Magnoliopsida; Lamiales; Orobanchaceae
Source: the annotation of a GenBank genome assembly